AUGGGACUUGAGCAACCGCAUUCGCAGGCCCAACCGUCUCCCACCGAAGAGAAUAAAGCGGCGAUUGCAGAUGACACUGUAUCAGCGUCUGAUACAACGACUGUGGGAGAAGAUGACGCAUCAACCGAGAAGAAAAGCCCCCUGUGGCGAUUAAUAGCCGUGACUAUCGCUCUAUGCGCGGCCAUGUUUUGCAUGUCCUUGGACGGAACAAUCCUCGCCACGGCAAUCCCCAAAAUCACCACCGAAUUCGGCUCCCUCGACGAUGUAGCCUGGUACGGCAGCUCCUAUCUCUUCACCACCUGCGCCGUGCAGUUGAUGUUUGGCAAGUUCUACACCUUCUACCCGGCCAAGUGGGUGUUCCUCAGCGGGCUUUUCAUCUUCGAACUGGGGUCUUUAAUCUGCGGUGUGGCGCCCACGUCGACGGCGUUGAUUGUCGGCCGCAGUGUCGCGGGAUUGGGAGCCGCGGGCAUCUUCUCGGGCGCGAUCAUCAUCAUAGCCAGUACAGUACCGCUGCGAAUCCGCCCCAUCUACACUGGGAUAUUGUCCAGCAUGCAUGGCGUGGCCUGUGUGGCUGGACCCAUCCUGGGAGGAGCGUUCACCGACCAUGUAACAUGGCGAUGGUGCUUCUACAUCAACCUUCCGUUCGGCGGCAUUACCGCGCUGUUCAUCUUCUUUUUCCUGCCGGCUACGGCAAUGCCUGUCAAGAAACUGGGCUGGCGGGAACAUGUCAAGCAGUUCGAUCUGCCCGGCACGUUUUUCCUGGUUCCGGCAGUCAUCUCUCUGCUGCUUGCCUUGCAAUGGGGUGGCUCUGCCUAUCCAUGGAGCAACGGUCGGGUUGUCGCAUUAUUCGUCGUGUUCGGCGCACUGUUCAGCGUGUUUCUUGGAAUCCAGAUGUGGCAGAAGGAUCGAGCCACCAUUCCAAUCCGCAUCAUGAAGAACCGAAACAUCUGGGGUGGGGUCUGGUAUGGAGUGUGCCUCGUAGCGGCGUUGUUCUUGUUCACUUACUAUUUGCCGAUAUGGUUCCAAGCCAUCAAAGGCAUGUCGGCCACGCAGUCCGGCAUUGAUAACCUCCCCACUUUGGUGGGAUUGGUCGUUUUCUCCAUUAUCGGGGGUGGCCUGGCCUCAGCUAUUGGGUACUACACCCCAUUGUUGAUUGUGUCGUCGGUGGUCACGUCGAUUGGCGCGGGGAUGCUGAGCACGCUGAAAGUGGACUCGACCAUCGGGUACUGGUUUGGCUACCAGGUCCUGCUAAGCGCGGGAGCCGGGUUGGGAGCCCAGAACGUGAUUCUGGUUGCUCAGGUGGCCGUGCCCCCGACGGAGAUGGCCAUGGCGACCUCAAUUCUCGCCUUCACUCAAACUUUGUCGAGUGCCGUCUUUCUGUCGGUCGGGCAGAGUGUGUUUCAGAAUCGGUUGAUCGCAAAUCUGCAAUCAAUUUCCCCAGACAUCGAUGCGCCUUUGGUGGUACAUAGCGGUGCGAUGGGGUUUCGGCAGCAUUUCUCAGCCGCUCAGUUACCCCUGGCCUUGCAUGCGUACAACCAGGCGCUUGUCCAGACUUUUUUCGUGGCGGUUGCGACCAGCGCUCUCUCGAUUGUUGGGCCAAUCUUCAUGGAAUGGUUGUCGUUGAAACCAGAAAAGAAAACCAAGGACAAGGAUGAGGAUGAGGAAAGCCAAGCCAGCGAGAUGCCCAGAAUUAGGACCGAGGCAACAAGUUCCGAUCGGUAA
This is a messenger RNA of Penicillium alfredii, 1722 nucleotides long. Its product is annotated as MDR family MFS transporter. The record is from RefSeq and is a predicted model, not a curated record. Gene Ontology annotation, biological process: transmembrane transport. The coding region runs from base 1 to 1722 and encodes 573 amino acids. The transcript is spliced from 4 exons. Gene Ontology annotation, molecular function: transmembrane transporter activity. NCBI's taxonomy places the organism in Eukaryota, Fungi, Ascomycota, Eurotiomycetes, Eurotiales, Aspergillaceae.